Messenger RNA from Boleophthalmus pectinirostris (great blue-spotted mudskipper), 3198 nucleotides. It is a transcript of the gene mybpha, whose product is annotated as myosin binding protein Ha. Gene Ontology annotation, molecular function: protein binding. Bases 234 to 1556 code for a protein of 440 amino acids. NCBI's taxonomy places the organism in Eukaryota, Metazoa, Chordata, Actinopteri, Gobiiformes, Gobiidae. The transcript is spliced from 12 exons. The record is from RefSeq and is a predicted model, not a curated record.
AGAAGAAGGCGCUGCUCCCGUUGCAGAGGCUCCCGCUGAGGGUAAACAAGUGGCAGGAUAAAGGCUACCUCUGCCACUAAGUACAGUGCACUUAGACCUCAACAGUUGUAAAUGUUACAUUAACUUUCACAUAGCCUGGAUGCUCCGGAUAUAUCUUUUCUAAUGGAUAUCUACAUUGCUAACCUAGCUCAUGCUAUUGCUUCAACUAAAAUGAUUGUUUUGCUGCUUAUCUAAUGAUAGCUGAAGCUCCUGCUGAACCUGCAGUUGUUGAGGAGCCUCCUAAGGCCCCCACACCCCCACCUCCUCCAGUCCCCACCAGUGCUCCCCUGAAUGUUGCUGUGGAGGACGUAAACGACAACAGUUUGACCAUAAACUGGACAGCCCCGGAGACCAUCGGGGACUCGGGUCUGGAUGGAUACACUGUGGAGUACUGCAAAGAUGGGACGACAGACUGGGUGGUGGCUAACGAGGAGCUGACCUCUACCACCCGCUUCUGCAUUAAAAAUCUGACAGCGGGUGACCUGCUGAAUGUGCGCGUGGUAGCUGUAAACGCUGGGGGCCGCAGUGAACCUGGGGCCCUCGCUGCUCCUGUGACCAUCCGUGAAAUUGUUGAUCGCCCCAAGAUUCGCAUGCCUCGCAUUCUCCGAGCUCGCUAUGUCAGACAAGUUGGAGCACAGAUCAACCUGGUCAUCCCCUUCCUUGGUAAGCCAAGCCCUGUUGUUACAUGGCUGAAAGAUGGGCAGCCUCUGGACACUAAAAGAGUCAAUAUCAGAAACAGUGACAAAGACAGCAUCAUAUUCAUCCGCUCUGCUCAGAGGGAGGACUCAGGAGUGUUUGAGAUGACCGUUAAAGUGGACAGCUUUGAAGACAAGGCCACCAUCACACUGCAGAUUGUGGAGUUGCCUGGACCUCCAGCCAGUGUCAAGUUGGUGGACACCUGGGGCUUCAAUGCAGCUCUGGAAUGGACUGCUCCCAAGGACAAUGGCAACACCGAAAUCACUGGAUACACUGUGCAGAAAGCAGACCAGAAGACAGGGGAAUGGUUCACAGUGUUGGAGCAUUAUCACAGACUCACUGCCACUGUGUCAGACCUCAUCAUGGGAAACACUUACAUAUUCAGGGUGUUCUCCGAGAACCGAGUGGGCAAGAGUGAGAGCUGUGCUGUCACAAAGGACGUAGCCCAAAUCCAAAAGACAGGUAUUGUGUACAAACCACCGGAGUACCCUGAGCAUGACUUCAGCGAGGCACCUAAGUUCACCACGGCUCUGAAUGACCGCGCCGCCACCGUGGGAUACACCACCAAACUGCUGUGUUCAGUCCGCGGAUCUCCCAGGCCCAAAAUUGAGUGGUUGAAGAAUCAGAUGAUCAUUGGAGACGACCCAAAGUUCAGAAUGCUCUCCAACCAGGGCAUCUGCUCUCUAGAGAUCCGAAAGCCCUGCAGCUUUGAUGGGGGUGUGUAUACCUGCAGAGCAAAGAACGAGCAAGGAGAGGCCACUGUGUCCUGCAAGCUAGAGGUCAAACAGGUCAUGCUCCCAGAUGCUGAGAAAGGCAAAUAAGAUGACAUUUUCGUGGACCAUCAGAGGUCCAAGUCUUAUUUAUUAGUGUAACCAAGGGUGAAUGACAGGAGCAGGGUCUGUAUGUGUGUACAAUACACAUGGAAUGGACAGAGAAGAGCAUCUUUGUAUCAGUUUUAUCAACAGGAAGACCUCCCCACUACACCAGCUCAAAAAGAACAAUCCUCAAAUCAAACUCUGUCGGACGUUUGUAGUUCAGUUGGUGAAAUGUAUGUUAGACUAAUUGAAAAAAUGUUGUCAGUGCAGUUUAUGUUUGUGUUGUACUUAAUAAAACACUAGCCUAUUUCUUCAAACUGGCAAAUGCUCCAUGUGUUGCAAAAAGCUCUGUUGAUGUUACUUUUAACUGGUACUUUACUGCCACCAGGUGGCAAACAUUUGGAUUGCAUGAAAAGUAAAAAUAAAGUAAACAUUUUGCUGGUUUAGCCAGAUUGUGUUGACUGUGCUUGGCUUGAAUCCAGCUGACGGUGAGUGAUCCAAGUGAUGAGAAAAAAGUAAAAAAAACGUGCAAGAUUGUUUUGGUCCAUACAAGCCAGGUCUGAAUAUUCCAAAUUACAAAAAUACAUUUAGGCCUACAUAUACAUUAUAAUAGAUGAAUGGAAACUAUAAUCUCAUAAAAAAAUCUUUAUUGCAUAAAUGAGCAGUAAUUUGAAUAGUUAAAUAUACGUUCCUGUUUUUUGUUCCCUAACGCCACUGCUGUUAAUAGGACAGAUUUUGGUGUGUGCGCAUGAGGAGGAGGGCAUGUCACACUGUUUCUGAAACUGCACAUAACAGAAAUGCACAAUGUUUACCAAAUGAAAGAGUGAAUGUAUAAAAAGCUUGGCUCAUGUGGUGACAAAUUAAUCUUAACUGAGACAAAUUUUACAGUAUGAAUAAUUGUGCUUAAUAAAUGUGCUUUUUAAACAGCAGUGUUGUGUCGAGUUCAACACCUAAAUAUUUAAUACAAUCAACUACAAUUUAAUUUCAGGAGUAAAAGGAAGAUUACUCUACAUGCUGACAGUUUUAUUGAUAUUUAGAGUAAGACAUGAGCACACCAUUCAGUCUGAGAUCUGAGAUAUUGUGAGUGUACAUCUGUGUGCUUACUUCUGGACAGACUGGCAUGGUCAUUAAUAUAAACACUGAACAAGAGGGGGCCUAAAAUGCAGCCUUGUGGCACCCCAACUGAGCUGUCUAUAAAAGAGAACAUAGUGCCCUUAAUUCUUGUACAGUGUUUUCUUUCUUGCAAGUAUGAUCCAAAUUAUUACAAUGCACCUUCUGAGAGAUUAUGUCUGGAUAAUUUAGAUAAAAAGAUGUUAUGGUUUACUGUGUCAAACGUUUUUUUGGGGGUCUACGAAUAUGGCUCCAAGCACCCCCAUUUAUCCAACACACAUUUGAGCAGUUUGACAAAAAAAUAAAUAAAAUAAAAUAAAAUUAUGUUUUCCAAAGCAUAAUUGUAGCGGAUGUAGGGGUUGUUCUCCAUAAUAAUAGAUAGUACAGGUAGGAUGCUCACUGGCCUGUAGUUGUAAAGUUUGGUCACAUUUCCCCCUUUGUGCAAUGGUUUUCAAACAGUCAGGGAAGACUGAAAAAAAAAAAUUGAAAACAUUGGCUAUCAUUGUUUCAUCUUGAAUUAGCUCAUUAUUCAUUUUGA